Molecule: messenger RNA, 2586 nt
Organism: Brachypodium distachyon (stiff brome)
Lineage: Eukaryota; Viridiplantae; Streptophyta; Magnoliopsida; Poales; Poaceae
Product: G-type lectin S-receptor-like serine/threonine-protein kinase SD2-5
Exons: 1
Coding region: 441-2198 (585 amino acids)
Biological process (GO): protein phosphorylation
Molecular function (GO): ATP binding; protein kinase activity
Source: RefSeq, a predicted model, not a curated record
CCAUUCCUAAAGAUAAAUAUAAGAUGUUGUACAUUUGUCCUAAGUCAAACUUUUAAAAGUUUGACCAAAUUUAUAGAAAAUCUGCCAACAUCUAUAACUUUAAAUUAGGACAAACUAGAGUCUUGUAUUUAGGAAUAGAGGGAGUAAUAAUCUAGCAGCAAGGUUUACAUUACGACAGGAAGUAAACAGGUCCUGUAAGCAAGUCCAUCUCUAUCAGACAGUUCUUUUUCUACACGAUUGUUGAGCUGUUGUUUGUUGACCGUUGAACAAUUCAACACGCACAUCUUUGAAACUUCUGGGAAAAUUCCCACGCACAGGCCUUGUCCCUGUCUUGUAUCUCUCUCUCUAAGCACCGUGUAUCAGUUCUUCUCCUGCUCUCGCGCUGUGUCAGCUGCCACAAGAGCUCCAGGUUAACCAAUGCAAGCAAAUCAUACACACAAAUGGCAGCAGUGAGCACCUCUUGGGCACUCCACCUCCUGCCUCUCCUCCUGCUCAUCGCCACCGGCAAGGCCACCACCGUGAACAUCACCAACCGGUGCUCCUUCACGGUGUGGCCAGCCGCUGUGCCGAUAGGCGGCGGCAUUCAGCUCGACCCAGGGAAGUCCUGGAUACUGCAAGUACCCAACGAUGGCACAGGUUCCUCGCAGCGCAUUUGGCCACGCACAAGCUGCUUUUUCGAUAGCAAAGGCAACGGGUCAUGCCAGACGGGGGACUGCGAUGGCUUGCUCUCCUGCAAGGGCAAUGGUCAGCCGCCUACCACGCUCGCUGAGUAUACGAUCGGAAGCUUCAAUAGUGCAGAUUUCUUCGACAUUUCUCUCGUCAACGGCUUCAAUGUGCUCAUGGGCUUCCUGCCAGUGCCAACCAAGGGAGCGUCAGGAUGCAGCAAGGGGCCACGCUGCGCAGCCAACAUCACUUCGCAGUGCCCAAGCCAGCUUCAGGCUCCGGGAGGCUGCAACAACGCCUGCACGGUGUUCAAGCAGGACAAAUACUGCUGCACCAAUGCGAGCAAUUGUGAACCCACAACAUACUCGCUGGUAUUCGUGCGGAUGUGCCCAGAUGCGUAUAGCUACUCCAUGGAUAGCUCAAGCAGUACAUUCACUUGCCCGACAGGUACCAACUACCAGGUCGUCUUCUGUCCCCCGAUCGAUCUUACGUCCUCUCCACCAAAUCCUCCUGCACCCAUUGUCACGACAAAAAGCAAGAGAUCCCCAUCCAAUGGCAUCAUUAUUUUAAUGAUAGGCUCCGGAGUUGGUUUCAUUUUCCUUGUAGCUUUCAUCAUUUUCAUCGUGCGUAGACAAAUAACACGACGGCACCAGAAGAUGGAGGAAGAAGUGGAAGAUUUUGGAAACCUACAAGGAACACCAAUGAGGUUCACGUUUCAACAGUUAGAAGUAGCAACCGAGAAAUUCAGAGACAAGCUCGGGGAAGGAGGAUUUGGGUCUGUUUUCAAGGGACAGCUUGGUGACGAAACAAUUGCAGUGAAACGUUUGGAUCGAGCCGGUCAGGGAAAACGAGAAUUUCUGGCAGAGGUCCAGACAAUCGGCAGCAUCCACCAUAUCAAUCUAGUGAGGCUGAUAGGUUUCUGUGCAGAGAAAUCUCAUAGGCUCUUGGUUUAUGAGUAUAUGCCCAAAGGAUCUUUGGACAACUGGAUCUAUUAUCGACACGACAACAGUGCUCCUCCUCUGGAAUGGAGGAUGCGAUGCAAGAUUAUUGCUAACAUAGCUAAGGGCCUCUCUUAUCUUCAUGAGGAGUGCAUGAAGAGAAUUGCUCAUUUGGAUGUCAAACCACAAAAUAUCCUCUUAGAUGAAAACUUCAAUGCUAAGCUUUCUGAUUUUGGACUCUGCAAACUAAUUGAUAGGGAUACGAGUCAAGUAGUUACUAGAAUGAGAGGCACACCUGGCUAUUUAGCUCCUGAAUGGUUGACAUCACAGAUCACGGAAAAGGCCGAUGUCUAUAGCUUUGGUGUUGUGGUCAUGGAAAUCAUCAGUGGAAGAAAGAACCUCGAUACUUCCCGAUCUGAAGAGAGUCUGCAUCUUAUUUCCAAGUUGGAAGAAAAGGUGAAGAGUAAUCACUUGGAAGAUUUGAUUGACAAGAACAGUAAUGACAUGCAAGAACAUGAGCAUGAAGUAAUUGAGAUGAUAAAGCUCGCAAUGUGGUGUCUGCAGAUUGAUUGCAAAAGAAGGCCUCAAAUGUCUUAGGUCGUCAAAGUCUUGGAAGGUACCAAGAAUGCAGAGACCAACAUAGAGCACAGCUUUGUUGCUACAAAUCAAGUGAAUUUUGGUAUUGCUGGAAAUAUGACCUCCUCAGCUCCACCUCUAGCCUCAGAUGUGUCAGGUCCAAGGUGAACUGAGAGAAUCCUGACAGGAUAGAAUUAGAUUUGUUCAGGAGAGUGUCUUAUGUAAUACAAAGGCCAUGGUUGUUGUAUUUUCUCAAAUUACUACAAUCUAAAGCCCUUCAUGUUGAGUUUUUUUUUUGGUGUGUAGAAUAUCUCAACGUGUCCUUUGAUCUAAACAGAUGAAGAGCUCUUUAGGAACAUUACAGUUGUUUUGUAUUUUCAUAAGAAGAAAAAGACAAGUUAUGCAAGCA